Molecule: messenger RNA, 2372 nt
Organism: Macadamia integrifolia
Lineage: Eukaryota; Viridiplantae; Streptophyta; Magnoliopsida; Proteales; Proteaceae
Product: clathrin coat assembly protein AP180-like
Exons: 1
Coding region: 595-2307 (570 amino acids)
Biological process (GO): clathrin coat assembly; vesicle budding from membrane; clathrin-dependent endocytosis
Cellular component (GO): clathrin-coated vesicle; clathrin-coated pit
Molecular function (GO): clathrin heavy chain binding; 1-phosphatidylinositol binding; SNARE binding
Source: RefSeq, a predicted model, not a curated record
UCAACCCUACUAAAACCAGACCGAACCAACCAAAUGACACCCUUACCAUCUCUCAAGGUCAGAAAGAUUGGUGGGGUCUCCUACAAACAGUGAUUACGUGGACGAUUUUAAAAAGUUGGGAUCGGGAUAUGCGGGUCCACAUCAAUCGCUUUUUGAACCGUCCCAAAAUGAGGAUGAGGAAACGGUCAACCUUCCGAGUCCUCGUCACGUCUUUUGGAGAAACGCUUGGGGUUUAAUCCAUCUCUCUCUCUCUCUCUCUCUCUAGACAUUCUGAAGCCACUCACUCAGUCACGCCUAAAACCAUGGAGCCCCUGACCCAUCUCAGUCUCUUACGAGAGUUUUAAGGGAUUCAAAACAAGUUUUACGGAGGCUUCUCCUUCAUCCUUCCCCUUCCCCUUCCCCUUCCCCUCCUUUCCAAACUCUGUGAACCUCUAACUUCCCUUCCUCCUUCCCUCACCUCCCUCUGCUUCACAAAACAAAUCCGAAUCCAAAGGAAAGAGAAGAAGGGGGUGGUACUGCAACCACCAACCAUUUCCUUCUCUCCUCCCCUUAAUUUCUCUUCAAUUCACUCUUCUUUUUCAAAACCAAAUAACCAUGCCCAGCAAGCUAAGGAAAGCAAUUGGGGCAAUGAAGGAUCAGACCAGCAUAGGCCUCGCUAUGGUAACAAACAACAACUCCUCAAGCCUCGACAUCGCAAUCCUCAAAGCCACAACCCAUGACACUGUCCCAAUGAAAGAAAAGCACGUCAAAGAGGUUCUCCUCCUUACUUGCGGUUCCAAACUCUACGCAUCAACCUGUGCGCAAGCCAUCGCCAAGCGUAUCGGCCGCACGCGCAAUUGGAUCGUAGCCCUCAAGUCCCUCAUGCUUGUUCUUCGCAUCUUCCAAGACGGCAAUCCUUAUUUCCCACGUGAAGUCCUUCAAGCCAUGAAAGCAGGCGCCAAGAUCCUUAACCUCUCCACCUUCCGUGACAUCUCAACCUCAAACCCUUGGGACUACACCGCCUAUAUCCGCACCUUUGCACUUUACCUAAACGACCGCCUAGAGUGUUACCUCAUAGGUAAGCUCCAGCGCAGGGCUGUCCACAAGGAACCUAACAAUGGUGGGUCCCACAGGAGGAACGACCUCGUGUGCGACAUGAAACCGCCUAUGUUGCUAGACCGCAUCUCCUACUGGCAGCGGCUGCUGGAUCGAAUCAUCGCCACCAGACCCACCGGCACCGCCAAGUCUAACCGUCUCGUUCAUAUCUCUCUCUACCCCAUCGUCCUGGAGAGCUUCGAUCUCUACAGAGACAUCUCCGAUGGCCUCACCCUUCUCCUCGAUAGCUUCUUUCAUUUGCAGUACCAGUCCUGUGUCGAUGCCUUCCAGACCUGUAUAAAGGCUUCCAAGCAAUACGAGGAGUUGAGUGAAUUCUACAGCUCCUGCAAGAAUAUGGGGGUGGGACGGACGUCGGAGUACCCGAGUGUUCAGAAGAUUUCCGAUGAGCUCAUUGACGCGCUCCGGGAGUUUCUCAAAGAUCAGGGUUCUUUCUCUACUGGGAAUCCUGGAUCGCCGGUCUGUCAACCUGCACCACCAGAGGAGGGAGGAUCCGAGACGGGAUCCCAGGUUAACGACCGGCCAACCUCGUUAGAGGAUCUGAUCGGCGGUACCGACGCCGGCACAAGCCAUACGAGCCACACGAGCCCAUCCAUCUCCACGGAUCAAGACCAAUUUGAGAAGCAAACCAAAUUGGAAGAUUUGAUGGGUCUGAAUACCAAUACGAGUACGGAUGAAGAAGGAAUAGAUUCGGGAGGGAUGGAUCUAGUUCUCUUCACCGAUGAUAAUGAACAGCAGCCAUCGGUAUCGGGAUUAACGGCGAUGGGAGCCGAGGACGGUGGAAGAGAAGGAUGGGAGGACAUGUUAGCUGAAACUGUAACUGCCAACGACAUUUCGGUAACGUCGUCGUCGUCGUCUUCACAAGAGGGUUUCGCCCAGCUGCGGCAUCUCCACCAGCCCAGCUAUAAUCCAUUCCUCCAGGACACGAGUGAGAUCCCUGAAACAUCCACCACCGCCAUUGGACCCGUCGCCGGCGACACUGAUUUCUUUUCGCUCCCCACGUUUCAGGCAACCCCGACGUUCACUGCGCAGGAAUCGGAUGAUGCUACAGCAUCACCGUGGCAUGUAGAGAAUGACCCUUUCGCACCAUUGUCUCUCCAGGCGGAUCAAAUUUUGGUUAGUUCCACCGGUCAACAGCAACACUUCCUACGUGAACAGCAGUUGUGGUUACAGCACCAAAAUAAAAUCAUAGCGAGGCAUGCAAAUGUAGCUUGAUUGAUUCCCAAACCACCCCCGGCCCCCCUCCAAAAUUAAAGAUAAAGGAAAAAUAAAUUCUUGCU